GGCAGCAUCUCAAGGCGCGUGCGCGGACGAGCCAGUACGGAAGUCAGAAGAGGGUCGGGCACGGACCAGACUUGACGUGAGGCUCUGGACCUCUGCGGCGGUCAGGAGACAACCAGCUUCCUAAAGCCGUCCCUAGCCCGAGCCCAGCGUUCCUAAGCCUGUGCCCGCGGAACAGCGCCGAGCCACCGUCGGUUAGGCGUUCGAGGCGAGCCCGCGCGCCCGGACAGCGGGGCCGGGAGGUCUCGCGAGACCCGUGUGCCGCACGAGCCGGACCGGCGUCUUGGGAGCGGCUGAAGUGGGAGUAGCGGGAUGGACGAGGAUCUGGUGGUCGCGCUGCGGCUGCAGGAGGAGUGGGACGUGCAGGUGGCGCGGCGCGCGGCGGCGCGGGAGCCCGUGUCGUUGGUGGACGCGUCCUGGGAGCUGGUGGACCCCACCCCGGACCUGCAGGCGCUCUUCCUGCAGUUUAACGAUCGCUUCUUCUGGGGUCAGCUGGAGGCGGUGGAGGUGAAGUGGAGUGUGCGCAUGACCCUAUGUGCUGGGAUCUGCACCUAUGAAGGGAGAGGAGGCAUGUGCUCAAUCCGUCUCAGCGAACCCCUGCUGAAACUGAGACCAAGAAAGGACCUUGUAGAGACUCUUUUGCAUGAAAUGAUACAUGCCUACUUAUUUGUCACUAAUAAUGAUAAAGACCGGGAAGGACAUGGCCCAGAGUUCUGUAAACAUAUGCAUCGAAUCAACCAACUGACAGGAGCCAACAUAACGGUCUACCACACUUUCCAUGAUGAGGUGGAUGAGUAUCGCCGGCACUGGUGGCGCUGCAAUGGACCCUGCCAGCACAAACAGCCCUACUAUGGCUAUGUAAAGCGUGCCACCAACAGGGCCCCCUCUGCUCAUGACUACUGGUGGGCUGACCACCAGAAAACUUGUGGAGGCACUUACAUAAAAAUCAAGGAGCCAGAGAACUAUGCAAAGAAAGCCAGAGGAAAGACAAAAGCAGGCAAGCAGCCAGCAUCGGCAGUGGAGAAUAAAGACAAGUUGUGCAGAGGGGAGGCCCAGCCACUCAUCCCAUUCAGUGGAAAGGGGUAUGUUCUUGGAGACACAAGCACUUGCCCUUCAUCUGGGAAGCUGAACACCUCAUACAUGGUUAAUGAAGCCAAAGGUCUCUCAAGUCAAGACCAUUCAGCGACUGCCCUGAGGCUCAAUUCCAAUGUUGAGGUGAAAUGUGAACAGAAUGGUCUCCCGAAGAAACCUCCUCUUGUCACCCCUCUUCCCACUGCUAGUCACCAGAGUGUCCUGAGCAGCUACUUCCCCAGAGUCUCUGUUGCUAACCAAAAGGUUUUCAGAAAUGUGAAUGGAUCCCCAGUAAAGAGCGGGACCACUGGAGAUGGCACCAAGCAUUCUGCCUCAGUAGGCUCUCAGAGAAAGGUUCCACCUUCCAGGGCAUCCCUGAGAAAUGCCUCCAAAGUCACAGCACCAGCAUCAGCAACUGUGACAUCUGCAGCUGGGACAUCUGUGACCAUAUCCCAAGAGGAGAGUGGGUCUGAAGACCAAUUCCUAAACAAGCGACCCAAGUUGGAGGACAGGACUGCUUUGGAUAAUAUCAAGGAACAAACACAGAGUGGUAGUGACCUUCAUAACAGCUCACGGCCCACAUCCACCAGCACUUCUCGGAGCUCAGGCAGCUCAUGCAGUCAACGACGGCUGGUCAACUGUCCAGUGUGUCAGGGUGUGGUUUUGGAGUCGCAGAUUAAUGAGCACUUGGACCGCUGCCUGGAAGGCAACAAAACCAACCUGCGACCUCGAAGAGUGUGAGCUGGAGUGGAUCCCACACUGCCUGUUGGCAGUCACCUGGCAGGUGAAGGACCUGUGGGUUACAGUCUGACUUACUGCACCAGCACAGUGUUGUUUUAUAUAUACUCAAUGAGCAACUGUAGUUUAAGUCUGUGUCUUCAUCCAGGGGGUGUGCCUGUAAUACCAGUUGCUCAGGAAGAUGAGGCAGGAGCAUCACUCUAGCCCAUGAUCCUGAGUAAUGUAGGGAGCCUCUGUCUCAGGAGCUUACGUGUCAGUGUGCUGUGUUCACCCAUACCUUACCAGGACAUGGGCUUCAUUUGUCCUGUGUCCAUGUAUGGCUUUAUGUACUUUUGGGUUUUUUGUUUUGGUUUGUUUUGUUCAUGAAGGUUUUAGAGUACUUAACUAUAUUCUCAAGAUAGUCAUAUCAGGAGUCCUGAAGCUGAAUACUUUUAAUAUUAAACCCCAUUCUCUAAGCUGUUAAUCUUUUUGAGGUCUGAUACUUUGUUCAGAUGGUAUGAAACAGUAGUUGUCCUAAAAGCAGUCAGCGUUCUUUCUUUUUUAAAUCAUAACAGCGGAUAAGCUUUCUAUAUUUUACAAGAUUUUACUUUCUACAUGAAGGUGGUAGGCAAAUUUUAAAGACUUCUGCAUUCUUAAUAAUUUAUAUUUUAAAUAUAACGUUUAUUUAUGUAUAUAAUCUGUCCUACUUUUACUAAAAAGUGGCCGCAGAUUUUUAAAGACUCAUAUAUUUAAAGACUUUUUCUAGCUCAUGAUAACUCCUGUUUAAAAUUCCAGUACUUGGGAGGCUGAGACAGGGAGAUGGCUGUGCGGUUUGAAGCCAGCCUAGGCUUAAGCUCCAGUGUGGGCUAUGGUGAGACUAUGUCUCAAGUUUUUUGUUUGUUUGGGCUUUUUUUUUUUUCUUUCUUUCUUUCUUUCUCCUUUUCUUUCUUUCUUUUUUCUUUCUCUGUUCCAUCUUUAUUUACCAAGCAAUGGUUGCAGAAUUGAGAGUAAAGUGGAUAGCAUAUGUACAGUACAAUUGUUUUAAUGUUAAAGCGGUUACUCCGUUCUUCAGGCCAGGUGGGGACUUAAGUGAAUGGUGCUAAAAUGUAACUGAUGUAUAACAUCUCACAAAGCUGCCUGAUUCCUUGAAGAGCAGAAAAUACCUGGGCAGCACUGUGAACUCUACGCCAAAGUGCGAGCAAAAGAUCAUCAUCUGAGCGCUGGGAGCUUGUGUCUUACCGCAUUUGGGCAGAGACAGAGACACAUGUCUCAGUUUGUCUCACGUCUGUCCCUCCACCUUGCUGACUUUGCUCCAAGGUGGAAAAUUCUUGGAAGUGUUGGGGUGAAGCUGGUUUGUCUGCUGUUCCCCUGUAUAACUUCCUCCAUUACCUCCCCCAGGGAGGGUUGUGGGGAGUCCUGCUAUAGCUGUCCCUUCACAGGGCCUACCCUCUCCAUCCCCAAAGGUCACAGUUUGUUACCAGAGAGUGUGAAGGUAGUGUCUUUGUUACUGUGUAGGUUUAUUUUCAUUCCUUUGUAGAAUUUAAAGAUAACUAUAAGUUUCCUCCCUCACCCCAGUAUUAUUGAACCAUUGGAACCCAGUGCAGGGUUAAGUGAUGCUGACAACAGCCACUCAGGAGUGGAACUGUCACAGGGCAUCUGUGGUCGGCUCUAUCCAACUCUUGAGUCCUCUCCUCCCAGCAGCGGGCCACUGUUGACCUCCCAGUACUCCUGACAGGAUCUUCAGCCAGUAGGAUCAGAUAACAAGUUUUGAUAUUUCUUACAGCAUGAAGUUAAAUAGUAUUUAAUGUUUAUAGGUAAAUUGCUAUUAAAGUUUUUUGUUUGGAUAUAUGCCAUAUUUUCACCAAUUUAACAGGUUAUAGACAAUUAAAUAUUUUUGUGCCAAACUACAUAAGUUCUAGGGCUGUGUAGUAAAUUAGGUGGUAGUUCACGCCUUUCAGGAGCUACAUCCUCAGUGAGGGAAAUAUGCACAUUAAUAUUAGUGCCUUAUGAUGGUGCUGGGUCAGGGUUUCACUCUGGCACUGUUUUUUAGUGAGUUGAGUUAGCUUGUUAAGGGAGGGGAAGGGCCUCAGGCAGGGAGAGAACUGGGUACAUCCUGUGGAAACAUAAGACGUUGAGCUGGAAGGAGGGAGAGUGUAGACAUGCAGGCCUAGCCAGGCUGAGGGUGGGACUGCACCUGCUGUGUCCACUAACCACCUAUACAGUGACAGAGAGAGGAUGAACUGGGUAUGCAGAGUACCCAGGUGCAGUCUCAGCAACACCAGCUUCUGAAUGUGGUGAGAAUGCAAGUGGGAAUGUAAUGAGCCUCUAGUAGUUAGAGAAGAUUUGCCCCUGAGUAGUUAUCCUUACCUGUCAUUUUACCAGUGAAAUGUGGAUUUUGUUUGUAUUCUCCCUUUGAAAGCAAAUUUCUAACCUCACAGUGGAGCUAAAGUUGGUUCAGCUCUGCACUUUAGGGCUAUAGUCGUAGGUCCUGUUUCUAUAGAAUUUGUGCUUAUGUCCCAGUUCCCACACUGGCUAAAAGCAACCUUUGAAACCUUUGUUUGGCUUUGGCCAACUGAGCACAUAUCCCAACUGAGACCUUUGAGGUAAAUGGGAAAACACUAAAACCUUAUUCUGUCUUGUUCCAAAGCUCGAAGAUUGUAUUUAUUUUUCAAAGCUUUACAGAUUUUAAAAAUAAACAAUGUUUUGAUGUAAA
This is a messenger RNA of Mastomys coucha (southern multimammate mouse), 4498 nucleotides long. RefSeq names its product SprT-like N-terminal domain (gene Sprtn). Gene Ontology annotation, biological process: DNA repair. Lineage: Eukaryota; Metazoa; Chordata; Mammalia; Rodentia; Muridae. The record is from RefSeq and is a predicted model, not a curated record. Bases 310 to 1809 code for a protein of 499 amino acids. Gene Ontology annotation, cellular component: nucleus. Gene Ontology annotation, molecular function: polyubiquitin modification-dependent protein binding; metalloendopeptidase activity; single-stranded DNA binding. The transcript is spliced from 5 exons.